AAACCAGAGCGUGACGAGUGGGGCAGUGGGCUGGAGGCCAUGCAGUGUGCUCUGCAGCUGGAGAAGAAAGUCAACCAGGCUCUGCUGGACCUGCACAAGCUGGCUUCUCAGCAUUAUGACCCUCAUCUGUGUGACUUCCUGGAGAGCCACUACCUGGAUGAGCAGGUGAAGUCCAUCAAGAAGCUGGGUGACCACAUCACUAACCUCACCCGCAUGGAUGCCCACACAAACAAGAUGGCAGAGUACCUGUUUGACAAGCAAGUCUGG
This is a messenger RNA of Pundamilia nyererei, 267 nucleotides long. RefSeq names its product ferritin, middle subunit-like. Gene Ontology annotation, molecular function: ferric iron binding; ferrous iron binding. NCBI's taxonomy places the organism in Eukaryota, Metazoa, Chordata, Actinopteri, Cichliformes, Cichlidae. The annotation marks the transcript as partial. The transcript is spliced from 2 exons. Gene Ontology annotation, cellular component: cytoplasm. The record is from RefSeq and is a predicted model, not a curated record. Gene Ontology annotation, biological process: intracellular iron ion homeostasis; iron ion transport.